ACCGAGUAAGGGCCUGGCGGCAGCGGCGACAGAAUCCGAGGGACCGCGCGCUAGGGCCCGCAGGGAGAGAAGGGGCGCGGGCGCGCUUCUCCCGGGGUCGCGUGCGUGAGCGCGAGCGCUGGGGCGCGCGCGCGAGGUGCAAAGAAUUGUAGACCAAGGCGCCAUGGAUAGGAGAAGUGUGGUUGAAACAGAAAACGGAGAUGCUUUCCUUGACCUGAAGAAGCAACCGGCCUCCAAAUCCCCCCAUCGAUAUACAAAAGAGGAGCUCUUGGAUAUAAAAGAACGCCCUCAUUCCAAACAGAGGCCUUCAUGCCUCUCUGAAAAAUAUGACAGUGAUGGCGUCUGGGACCCUGAGAAGUGGCAUGCCUCUCUCUACCCAGCUUCAGGGCGGAGCUCACCAGUGGAAAGUCUGAAGAAAGAAUUGGAUACAGACCGGCCUUCCCUGGUGCGCAGGAUAGUAGAUCCACGAGAGCGUGUGAAAGAAGAUGACUUAGAUGUUGUUCUCAGCCCACAGAGACGAAGCUUUGGAGGGGGCUGCCAUGUGACCGCUGCUGUUAGCUCUCGGCGUUCAGGAAGCCCAUUGGAGAAAGACAGUGAUGGGCUUCGCCUGCUUGGUGGACGAAGGAUUGGCAGUGGGAGGAUAAUCUCUGCUCGGACCUUUGAGAAGGAUCACCGUCUUAGCGAUAAGGACUUGCGAGACUUGAGAGACAGAGACCGAGAGAGGGACUACAAGGACAAGCGCUUCAGGAGGGAGUUUGGGGAUAGUAAGCGUGUCUUUAGUGAACGUAGAAGAAAUGAUUCCUACACAGAAGAAGAACCAGAGUGGUUCUCUGCUGGACCCACAAGUCAGUCUGAAACCAUUGAGCUGACUGGCUUUGAUGAUAAGAUACUGGAAGAAGAUCACAAGGGGAAAAAAAGAACAAGGCGACGGACAGCCUCUGUGAAGGAAGGCAUAGUCGAGUGCAAUGGUGGAGUGGCCGAAGAGGAUGAGGUGGAGGUCAUCCUCACACAGGAGCCUGCUGCUGAUCAGGAAGUGCCAAGGGAUGCUGUCUUGCCUGAGCAGUCCCCAGGAGAAUUUGACUUUAAUGAGUUCUUUAACCUUGAUAAGGUGCCAUGCUUGGCUUCGAUGAUUGAAGAUGUUUUGGGAGAAGGCUCAGUUUCUGCCAGUCGGUUCAGUAGGUGGUUCUCUAACCCCAGCCGAUCAGGAAGCCGAUCCAGCAGUCUUGGGUCAACACCACAUGAAGAACUGGAGAGACUGGCAGGUCUGGAGCAAGCCAUCCUCUCUCCUGGACAGAACUCGGGGAAUUAUUUUGCUCCUAUACCAUUGGAAGACCAUGCUGAAAAUAAAGUGGAUAUUUUAGAAAUGCUACAAAAAGCCAAAGUGGAUUUAAAACCUCUUCUUUCCAGCCUUUCUGCAAAUAAAGAAAAACUUAAAGAGAGCUCACAUUCAGGGGUUGUGCUUUCAGUGGAAGAGGUAGAAGCAGGGCUCAAAGGCUUGAAGGUGGACCAGCAAGUGAAGAAUUCGACUCCCUUCAUGGCAGAACACUUAGAGGAGACCCUGAGUGCUGUAACCAGCAAUCGACAACUCAAAAAAGAUGGAGAUAUGACUGCGUUCAACAAGCUAGUGAGCACCAUGAAGGCAAGUGGGACUUUGCCUUCUCAGCCCAAAGUCAGCCGAAACCUUGAAAGCCAUUUGAUGUCCCCUGCUGAGAUUCCAGGCCAGCCUGCCCCUAAGAACAUCUUGCAGGAACUUCUGGGUCCACCAGUUCAGAGACCUGCUUCUUCCAAUCUUCUGAGUGGCCUUAUGGGGAGCUUGGAGCCUACAACACCUUUACUGGGCCAAAGAGCACCCUCUCCUCCCUUGUCACAGGUGUUUCAAACACGAGCAGCUUCAGCAGAUUACCUUCGUCCUAGAAUACCAUCACCAAUUGGUUUCACAUCAGGACCACAGCAGCUACUCGGAGAUCCAUUCCAAGGCAUGCGCAAGCCCAUGAGCCCUGUCACAGCCCAGCAGAUGAACCAGCUAGAAUUGCAACAGGCAGCUUUGGAGGGGCUGGCCCUACCACAUGACCUUGCAGUGCAGGCAGCAAACUUUUACCAGCCUGGUUUUGGCAAACCACAGGUAGACAGAACCAGGGAUGGAUUCAGAAACAGGCAACAGCGAGUGACCAAGUCACCAGCACCCGUGCACCGAGGGAAUUCCUCUUCCCCUGCUGCCUCCAUCACAAGCAUGCUUUCUCCUUCCUUUACCCCUACCUCAGUGAUUCGUAAGAUGUACGAGAGCAAAGAGAAAAGCAAGGAGGAGCCAGCAUCUGGAAAAGCAGCUCUUGGUGACAAUAAAGAGGACAUUCAGAAGGCCAGUGAAGAGAACUUCCUGUCAUCCAACUCUGUGCCCAAUGUUGAUCGAGACGCUUCUCCCACCACAAAUCCCAAACUGUCAACGUUGCAACGGUCUUCAUGUUCAACCCCGCUAUCCCAGACCAACCGUUACACCAAAGAACAAGAUUAUCGACCUAAAGCAACUGGAAGAAAAACACCCACCUUGGCAACCCCAGUUCCAGGAACACCUUUUCUCCGCCCUAUCCACCAAGUUCCUCUUGUCCCCCAUGUCCCAAUCGUUCGGCCUGCUCAUCAGCUUCACCCAGGGUUGGUCCAAAGGAUGCUGGCCCAGGGAGUACAUCCACAGCAUCUUCCAAGUUUGCUGCAAGCUGGUGUGCUUCCUGCUGGGAUGGACCUGACUCACUUACAGGGAAUAUCUGGCCCAAUCCUGGGUCAACCCUUUUACCCUUUACCUGCCGCUAGUCACCCUCUCCUAAACCCUCGUCCUGGGACACCUCUGCAUCUGGCAAUGAUGCAACAGCAGCUGCAGCGCUCAGUUCUUCAUCCUCCAGGCUCUGGUUCCCAGGCAGCAGCUGUCAGCGUUCAGACGACCCCUCAGAAUGUGCCCAGCCGGUCAGGCCUGCCCCAUAUGCACUCCCAGUUGGAGCACCGCCCCAACCAGAGGAGCAGCUCCCCGGUGGGCCUUGCCAAAUGGUUUGGCUCAGAUGUGCUACAGCAGCCCCUGCCCUCCAUGCCCGCCAAAGUCAUCAGUGUAGAUGAAUUGGAAUACCGACAGUGAGCAGGGCAGGCAGGCUCACCUAAGCCUAGACCCAUGGUGGCACCUGGACAGGAUUUCUGCUCCCUCAUCUCGGGUUGGUUCACGGGCUUUUACUUUGGAGCACUCUGUGCGAAGCUCUUGGGGGUGCCCAGGCACCUGGUGUGGUCUGCAUUAUGACAGCAGGAUCUUAACCAAUCGAGUGGAGUCUAAAUACAGGAUGCACAGUAUGGUCAAUCCUGGAAACAGUCUUUUUUUGUAAGAUAUGUGAAUGAAGUGUUGGUGUCACCAAGAGGUGGCACCUAAGGGUUCUGAGGAAAUAAAUGUAUAGACCCUUAUGUACAGACCUGUGUAUAAACAACUUUUGUAUAUACAUAUAGGAUAGCUUUUUUGAACUUAUACAGCUGUACAUAAAAGUAGCUGAUAUUAGUUAAGCCUGUGUCAACAGUUUGGAUUUUUUUCACUUGUACAUUUGGGACUUUUUCUUUGGUUGAUUAAAGUUGCAUAUGCUAAGUGUGUGAAUGAAGUGAAUGGCAUUGCUGUGUUUAUUUCUUCUGAAUCCCUUCCUCCUCGUUUCCAACCAGCUGUCCAGUGAGGCUCAGUAGGUUCCUUGAGGGAAAUAAUCUGACGUUUUUUCUUUAAAACUCAUGGAACUGAACUCGUAUCUCAUCUAGAAGGAGGAAGUUAUGGUCUUCUUUCUUGAGUCUUAAAGACCCCAGUGGGCCAGUUUACUGGCUGGGCUGACCCAAUAUGUAGCCUUACAGCUAAUACUAGAUUAUAGAAUGCACUUUGUAAGAUUAAACCCACCUAGUGAAAACAGUUCAUUAGGUAAUCAUGUAUAUGGUGUUUUCUCCAAAACAAAUCUACAUUUACUGGGGCAGAAGUUAGUAGUUAGUUGGCAUCCUGUUCUCCAGCUCAGAGUCCCCUAUAGGGAAAAUUGGGGCCUUAGAGUUCUGAUUUAAUCCAUUAAAAUCUAAUUUUUUCCAUAUAGAACUUCCCUCAAGACUCUGAUGCCUGUGUUAACAGACUCCUUGUAUUUUGUAUCUCAUUUUUCAGCUUGAAGCCAGAUACCUGAGAGGUACUGUAAAUUUUAAACCAAUUUGCUGGGGUGACUCAGGGGUCUUGAGGCUUUGUGAGCUUGUUUUGCAAAAGAGAAUGCCUUCUUGGGAUCAGGGAAUGGCCCAACCUCAGCAGCCGCCCUCAGCAGCCAGCAGCCAUUGAAGCCCAGAAGUCAGAUUGCCCAGGGGCUUAUCGGGAGUGACUCCAUUGUUUCCCUGAAGCUCCUCCUGCCAAGCUCCUUAGCUCUGUAAAACCCCCCUGCUUUCUGUUCUUGGGGAGGUAGAUUUGAGCAAACC
Equus quagga is the source of this 4449-nucleotide messenger RNA. RefSeq names its product eukaryotic translation initiation factor 4E nuclear import factor 1 (gene EIF4ENIF1). The record is from RefSeq and is a predicted model, not a curated record. Gene Ontology annotation, molecular function: mRNA binding. Gene Ontology annotation, biological process: negative regulation of translation. Gene Ontology annotation, cellular component: cytoplasm; nucleus. NCBI's taxonomy places the organism in Eukaryota, Metazoa, Chordata, Mammalia, Perissodactyla, Equidae. The coding region runs from base 164 to 3118 and encodes 984 amino acids. The transcript is spliced from 19 exons.